ACAGAACAGCUGCAGAGGCAUCCUGCACACCUGUGAGCUGGGAAACCCCAUUUCAGUCAUUCACUUUUUGUGGGUUUGUUUGCGUACAUUUUGAUAUAUCUGAAACCAGGUCUUUGAAAAACCUUUCAGUGCAGGAGUGAACGCAAACAAAAUGUUUAAAAUGUGAGUUGAACAGUAUAACUUUGAAUUGGGUUAAUCUGCUCAGAUUUGUGAAUGAAGAUUUAGAUACGGUCGAUUUGUCUCCCCCUGGCCGCCUUGGGGAGGUGUUACCUUGUUAAAAGGCGGUGAAACGGGCGUUAAACUCCUCCUCCGGGUCCUCCCGGCCACGAAAACAAACGCAUCCAUGUAGCGCCAAUGGGAAGGUGGAACAACAGGUAGGCGUCCCUUCACUUGUCUCUCGGCAUUGCUCAGCCAGUCGGUGCUUUUUCGGGCAAUAAAACAGACCAAGCAGAGCACAAAUAUAUGUCCAAAAUGACACCUUAGAUAAAACUUCGCCUUGUGGAUUUUUAAUGGUCUGGAAGUGUUUCUUUUGGGAGCUGACGAGCUGUUUUCCUAUGACUUUCUGGCUGAGAAAGACCACGAAGUCACACUGAAAGGGUGCCUGAUUAAUUAAUUGGAGACUGCAUCUCUAUGUGGAUACGACGUUGAAGUGACACUUCCCCUGAGGACACGCUGAUCGCUGAUCUGAAGAGGUCAGACAGUCUCUGACCCAGAUCCUUCCUCCUGCAGGAGAGCAUGGAGGUCCUGCGGAGGUCCUCAGUGUUUGCUGCAGAGGUCCUGGAUGUGUUUGACCGCUCGCUGACUGAGAAGGAGCUGGUGUCCCAGUCUAAGGCCCUGUGCAGAGACUUCAUACUGUCUAGACUGAACCAGAAUGGACUAGGAUGGUCCAAAACUGAGCUAAACCUCCCCCCGUCAAACGCAGCGCUCGCUGAGGUCUCUAUGGUACUUCUCUGUUUAGGCGACGAGCUGGAGUGUAUGCAGCCCAGUUUGUACAGGAACGUGGCGCGGCAGCUCAACAUUUCUGUUUCCAUGGAGAACAUGGUUUCGGAUGCCCUCAUUGGCGUGGCAACAGAGAUCUUCUCAACAGGUAUCACAUGGGGUAAAGUGGUGUCCAUGUAUGCAGUAGCUGGAGCCUUAGCAGUGGAUUGUGUGAGACAAGGCCAUCCAACCACUGUUCACAUCUUAGUGGACAGUCUAGGCCAGUUCGUCCGAAAGUUUCUGGUUCCCUGGCUGAAGAGGAGAGGAGGAUGGGUGGAAAUAACGAAAUGUGUGGUGAAAAAGGAUCUAACGCCUGAACAGCACUGGUUAUCGUCUAGCAUGGAUUCCUUGAAGUAUUUCCUCACAACAGUGUACGUCUAUGUCAUGAAGGAGCAGUGAAAAGACACGACAGAGGGAGUCAUCAUCUUCCUUGUCUGAUUUGAGAUCACAAUCUCAAAUGUGUCGAUAAACGAUGGGAUGGGCCGUAGUACUUAAUGAAGGACUGAACCUGCAAGCACAGCAGAUCUCAGUCUGUUGCUGAAUGUCCAUCAACCAAUGUUUCAUCAGCACUGUUUGUGUUCUGUUGGUGUGAUGGGUCUGUCAGUGGUUGUUCUUCAUCCAGGGAGCAGUCGCGCUGAUAUUCACGAGCAUCAGUCCACCUCUUUUGCGUAUUUUCACAGCUGUGCAGUAAAUUCAGCUUCUGCAGUGAUGUAACUGUGAUGUGUCACAGCAUUCAGGUUGUUUGCACUGUUGAGAUUAGCUGUUCGAUGCUUUUAUGCCAUGUUUGUCUCAGAUAAUAAACCCGAGAGCCACUUGUGUACAGAUAAUUAAAGCCUAGCUUACUAGUCUUCCCUGAUGACACACGGGUGUUUGACCCACACACAAGUUUAAACCCGAGAUUGAAUUCAUGUUUGCAUAACCUGGUUACACUCCAUUGGUUGAAUCCUUUACUGCUAUUGUAGUUAACCAAAGCACAAAGUGUCUCUACCCAGGUAAGAUUGGGAUAAAUCAAACUCUCAGCUGCAACUUUUAACACCUUAUAAUGAAAAAAAAAAUUGUCCCAUUUUGCCCAUUUUUGGCCAAAGAAUAGAAGGACAGAUGAGUGGUGUAAUGCAUCCACAGAUUGUGGAGGUGUUGAUUUUCUUUUUAACCUGUAAAUAGUUUUGUUUAUGAUUUUAUUUUUUUAUGUCAAUGAAUUUGAAGUCAAAGCCGCUGCAGUAUGAAGACAGGAUGAUUGUUUGGUAUGCCGGAUGGUUGUCACUUUCAGAGUGUUAAUUUAUAAACGCGUGUCUGAAUGUUUUUUAUUAAAUACACAAUAAAAUGGAAAUCUGCACCCAUG
Molecule: messenger RNA, 2317 nt
Organism: Notolabrus celidotus (New Zealand spotty)
Lineage: Eukaryota; Metazoa; Chordata; Actinopteri; Labriformes; Labridae
Product: bcl-2-related ovarian killer protein homolog B-like
Exons: 5
Coding region: 736-1377 (213 amino acids)
Biological process (GO): intrinsic apoptotic signaling pathway in response to DNA damage; regulation of apoptotic process; extrinsic apoptotic signaling pathway in absence of ligand
Cellular component (GO): mitochondrial outer membrane
Molecular function (GO): protein homodimerization activity; protein heterodimerization activity
Source: RefSeq, a predicted model, not a curated record